GUUUCUUUUCUUCUUUUUUUCUCCCUCUCGAUUUAUUAAUAUUUUAUCAUGGGUAAAGUUCACGGUAGUUUAGCUCGUGCCGGUAAGGUCAAGUCUCAAACCCCCAAGGUUGCCAAGCAAGAAAAGAAGAAGCAAUUGACCGGUCGUGCCAAGAUGAGACAAGUCUACAACCGUCGUUUCGUCAAUGUCACCAACCAAGUCGGUGGUAAGCGCAAGAUGAACCCUGCUCCUACUGCUGGUCCUUAAAUGCUUCGAUUCUCUACACCAAACAAAUAGCAACAACAACAAAAACAACAACAUUCUAGUUUAUAUUCUUACUUUUAUGAAAUAAAACAAACUUGUUUUUGACUUUUGUAUUGACA
Molecule: messenger RNA, 362 nt
Organism: Halteromyces radiatus
Lineage: Eukaryota; Fungi; Mucoromycota; Mucoromycetes; Mucorales; Cunninghamellaceae
Product: 40S ribosomal protein S30
Exons: 4
Coding region: 49-246 (65 amino acids)
Biological process (GO): translation
Cellular component (GO): ribosome; cytosolic small ribosomal subunit
Molecular function (GO): structural constituent of ribosome
Source: RefSeq, a predicted model, not a curated record